CUCCGUGUCAGUGGAGAUAUGGAGACGCCGGGCAGGAUAGCAACCACACCGGACGCCCUGGACUUUACCGUGGAGAACGUUGAGAAGGAUUGACCGUGGCUGCCAGUGUGCUCUGAUGAUUUCUGUGGCCAAUGACUCGGUCAUGAGAAGAUGGGUGGGGAGACAAUAGGGAGGAGGGAGGGAGUGAUGUAGUCCCGUGGAUGUGAUGAGGGGUGGGAUAAGGUCGAUGUCUGUGGCAGAUCCAGUAAGGAGGAAAGAUGGCCCUUCACCAGUUGUACUAUGAUCCCAAUAUAGAAAACAAGAAUCUGGCCCAGAAAUGGCUGAUGCAGGCCCAGGUCUCGCCUCAGGCCUGGCAGUUUUGCUGGGCCCUACUCAAUCCAGAUAAGGUGCCAGAGAUCCAGUACUUUGGCGCUAGUGCUCUUCACACAAAGAUAUCUCGUUACUGGUCAGACAUUCCCACAGACCAGUAUGAGUCUCUGAAGACCCAGCUGUUCUCCCAGAUUGCCUGCUUCUCCUCCGGCUCCAAGAUGGUGCUCACCCGGUUGUGCGUGGCCCUUGCCUCUUUGGCGCUCAACACAAUGCCCGAGGCCUGGCCAGGUGCAGUGGCAGAGAUGGUGCGGGUGUUUCAGGAGGAGGGAGGAGGGGUGGAUGGACGGGCACGCUGCCUGGCGUUGCUGGAGCUGCUCACCGUGCUGCCUGAGGAGUUCCAGACGAGCCGUCUGCCACAGUACCGGAAGGGACAGGUACAGGUUCGGGGUGCCCUUGGCCGAGAGUGGGGGUCAGUGUGCCCCUUGCUGCAGCAACUGCUGCGACGAACGGACAGCCCCGGAGCAGUGAAAGCUCGCGUGCUGCGCUGCUUGUCAUCGUGGGUUCUGCUCGACGUGCCCCUCAGCGAAAGCGAAGGGCUGGUGCACGACUGCUUCAGUGCCCUGCCUGACCCCGAGCUCUUUGACACGGCAGUGGAGGCAAUAGUAAACGCCAUCUCACAGCCCGACUCCCAAAGAUAUGUCAACACUUUACUGAAGCUGGUUCCUCAAGUGCUGGCUCUCCAGGACCAGCUCAGAGAGGCUGUUCAGAAUGGAGACAUGGAGACCUGUCAUGGCAUCUGCCGGAUCGCUGUCACACUGGGAGAGAACCACUCCAGGACUCUUUUGGAGCAGGUAGAUCACUGGCAGAGCUUCCUGGCUCUAGUCAAUAUGAUCAUGUUUUGUACAGGCAUCCCUGGCCACUACCCAGUCAAUGAGACCACCAGCUCCCUCACACUCACCUUCUGGUACACACUACAAGACGAAAUUAUGUCGUUUGAGUCCGAUAAGCAGGCAGUGUAUCUGCAGGUGUACAGGCCUGUUUAUUUCCAGUUGGUGGACGUGCUCCUACACAAAGCCCAGUUUCCGUCUGACCAAGAGUAUGCAUCCUGGUCCUCCGAUGAGAAAGAGCAGUUCAGAAUCUACAGGGUGGAUAUCUCUGACACACUCAUGUAUGUGUAUGAAAUGCUGGGAGCAGAGCUGCUGAGUAACCUCUAUGAUAAACUGGGCAGACUGUUGACUAAUGCAGAGCAGCCCACAUCAUGGCAGCACACAGAGGCUUUGCUGUACGGUUUCCAGUCCAUUGCGGAGACAAUAGAUGUGAAUUACUCCGACGUCAUUCCAGGACUGAUUGGACUCAUCCCUCGAAUCAACAUCAACAACAUCCAGUUAGCAGACACAGUUAUGUUCACAAUAGGUGCGCUGGCUGAAUGGUUGGCCGACCACCCAGUGAUGCUCAGCAGUGUCUUACCUCUGGUACUACAGGCUUUAGGAAACCCAGACCUUUCUGUUUCUUCUGUCUCCACACUUAAGAAAAUUUGCAGAGAAUGCAAAUAUGACCUGCCACCGUACGCAACCAACAUAGUAGCUGUCUCUCAGGAGGUCCUUAUUAAGCAGAUCCACAAGACAAGUCAGUGUAUGUGGCUGAUGCAGGCCCUUGGCUUCCUUCUCUCUGCUCUCCCUGUGGAAGAAAUCUUGAGAAACCUUCAUUCGCUCAUCACCCCCUACAUUCAGCAACUGGAAAAGCUAGCAGAUGAAACGCCUAAUCCCUCUAAUAAGUUAGCAAUCAUUCACAUACUGGGGCUGCUCUCCAACCUGUUCACGACACUCGACAUCAGCAAACAGGACGAUGAAUCAGCAGAGGGCUCGGCACCACCUGUCAAAACAGCCCCACCUCCACCCGGACCAAACCCGGUGGUAGUGGUUUUGCAGCAAGUCUUUGCUCUCAUACAGACAGUACUCAGCAAGUGGCUCAAUGACUCACAGGUUGUGGAGGCGGUCUGUGCCAUCUUUGAGAAAUCGGUGAAGACUCUGCUUCAUGAUUUUGCUCCCAUGGUGUCUCAGCUAAGUGAGAUGCUGGGUCAGAUGUACAGUACAAUUCCACAGGCCUCAGCCCUUGACCUCACACGACAGAUGGUGCAUAUCUUUGCCAGUGAGACAGACCACUUCCCACCCAUCAAGGCUCUGUUUGAGCUGGUUACCUCAGUAACUCUGUCUAUCUUCCAGCAAGGACCCAGGGAUCAUCCUGAUAUUGUUGAUUCAUUUAUGCAACUCCAAGCUCAGGCCCUCAAACGGAAGCCCGAUUUGUUCUUGUCUGAGAGUCUUGAUGUGAAAGCAGUGUUCCACUGUGGAGUUCUGUCACUCAAAUUUCCUGAAGCACCGACAGUCAAGUCGACAUGCUUGUUCUUUACUGAACUGUUACCCCACUGCUCAGAUGUGCCUCCGUUGGCCAGAGUUGUGCAGGAGGAUGGGAAACUAUUAGUACAGGCUGUGCUGGAGGGCAUUGGGGGUGGGGCAUCUCGGAGCCUCAUGGACCAAUUUGCAGAAGUUCUUUUUAGUCUGAACAAGAAUUGCUUUUCCCUUCUUGCUGUGUGGUUGAAGGAGGCACUGCAGCCUCCAGGGUUUCCGUCGUCACGGAUCACAGUUGAACAGAAAGACAACUUUUCACAGCAGAUACUCAGAGAGCGAGUCAACAAGAGGCGGGUGAAGGACAUAGUGAAGGAGUUCACGCUACUGUGCAGAGGGCUUCAUGGUACAGAGUACGCUGCUGAAUACUGAAACUCUGCCUGUGAACUUUCACUUAGCUGUGACCUAUGCCCUUGUUGGAAAACGGCUGGAUGCCAUGGCAACGCAGUUCUCUCAAAUCUAUCAGUGAAGUAAUGAUUGUAAUGAAAACCCACCCAGCUACAGGACGAGACAUGGAACCAUUUCAGCACAGACCUGCCAUAGGAAAAAUGGACCAAUAUCAGAAAAGCCGGUGGCUUUCAGGAGCCUUUGAUUUUCUUUCUCUUUUCUGGGAGUGAUUGUUUUCUCUCUUCUCUCUACAAUUUAAGGACCUUUUAGUUUGGAAGAACUUCCGGCAGCACUUCUAGCAUGCUGCCUCACGCCGCCUUCUAUCUCUGUCUUGUUCUGCCUUUCUAGAUCUUCCCGUGGUUCCUAGAUUGUUUCCUGGUGGUUUGCAUCCAUAUGAAAUGAUAGUGGUAUCGUACGUAGCUACUUGACAUUAUUUUUCAAAGUAAAUCAGAUUAAUUAUAUAAAUGUAUAUGUACACACAUAUAGAAAGAUGGUGGCCAUCAGUCCUGCUGCUGCUAAAGGGAAGGGAGACUCUGCAGGAAAAUAUACAAUAUUUACUCCCACUCAUGCCUCUGCAGCCUCCCAAUUGCCAAAUUAUCAUUGAAAUGGUUUGCGAAUUUUCUCCCUUUUUGUUAGAUAUGCCUUGUAGGGGUUAUGAGUGGAGACAAAAGGCAAAGAUCAUGUAACUUGGACUAGAACCAGUUCUGCUCUCUUGCCCAGCCCUUACAUUGUGCAUUGGGCUGUACCUCAUGUAUAUACAGUACACAUCCACCCAGUCAUACUGCAGUCUCCUCUGUUUGUAGAGAGUGGUCUUUAUGCAGUAGUCCUAUAAAUGAAGCAGGGCUGCCUAGUGUGAUGGCUGUAAGGGAAACAGAAUUAUAGUAGCUAGCAGAGAGAGAGAGAGAGGGGCACCACUUGGGAGAGAUUAAAGAUCCUGAUGUUGGAUUGCUUAGUCACUGUAAUCGUGCAAAAAUAUUAAUCAAGUUGUGCAUAUUAACAGUUAAUGCUGAACACUUCAGUGUAUUUGAGUGUAUGCGUGUGUUCAUACCUGUAUGUAUGAGAGGCUGUGUGUGCACAAAUGUAUCUUUUUCAGCUUGUUCAGUGCACUUAUAUUGGACCUACAAUACACAUCAAUAACUUCAUUCUAUCUUUUAAUCAAAGAGCCUAUUCUUUUCUUCACACCACAAUCAUUCAGACUAUUACGCUGACCUUUCACCUCUCAUCAACAUCUGUUAUGCUUUCUGGAAUGACCAGCCAGCUAUAAUCACCGACUGGACUCAUCCAUUUUCUUUUACCUGACACCACCUACUGCUCUCAAAAUGCUUGUGAACAGGACACACAAAUUCUUUCGUUCAUCUGGGUCGCUGUCUUGGAGAGGACCAAGAAGGAUUAGAGUCCAGUAUCUAAAUGUCUCAGUGUUUGCAACAAGAAUUACACGUAACGCUGUCAUUUAGUGCUCAUCCAUCAGGUCAGCUUGCUUAGACGAUGGGACGACUGUAAAAUACACUGUUUAUUAAAUCAAUUGGACAAGAUGACCUCUAAUAACCCUACUCAGCAUUGAAAUGUACUAUGUGGUCUCUGAUAAAACCUUAUCUCAGUCUAAUCCUUCUGUCUUAUCCGAGGUGCCUGCAGACAUGUAGCAUGUAUGUGUUUUGUGGGGGGGGGGGUGAAGGGUACAAAUUUAUUCAGUCUAUAACACACCACAAGAAGAUGGCAUUUAGGCUGGAUCAAGGAAGCAACUCUAGAGGGAGUGAGCUGCUCUGCGGAGCCUGAUUUGAACUGUGAAUGAUUUGGACGUUCAACACUGAUACUCAGCCUGUAUUGUGGUCUGGCUCUGAGGAGAGAAAAUAAAGCACUGUUUGUCACAGUUUGAAGAAAGUGUAGGAGGGGAGGGUAGUAAGAAAUGUAAAUUGUCUUUUUGUACCUUGGCUUUAAUUUAUUAAAUAUAUCUAAGACUGCAA
Betta splendens (Siamese fighting fish) is the source of this 5059-nucleotide messenger RNA. Its product is annotated as importin-13-like. Bases 258 to 3083 code for a protein of 941 amino acids. The record is from RefSeq and is a predicted model, not a curated record. The transcript has 23 exons. Gene Ontology annotation, molecular function: small GTPase binding. Lineage: Eukaryota; Metazoa; Chordata; Actinopteri; Anabantiformes; Osphronemidae. Gene Ontology annotation, biological process: protein import into nucleus. Gene Ontology annotation, cellular component: nuclear membrane; cytoplasm.